CAACAAAGCGCUCUCGGCCACCGCUCCCAAUCAACCCGCCCCGAUAUCGCAUCGCUGCUCGCCGUGCCUGCGACUCGAUCAAGCCACCCCGCCGCACGACCAUCUUCCCGCCGCAUCCGCCGACACCCAACCAGCCAUGGCCGACCUCGGAUUCGUCUUUGACGAUUCUGGAUACGAUGACAGCGACCUCGAUGACUGGGACGUCACCGGCAACUAUGGCGCAUACGACACUGCGGGCGAUCCCUCGAUGUCGCUGGACGACGACGACGGAGCUUUCCGAGACACCAGCGACUACGAUCAGGUCGACUUGGAGCUUCUAGAUGCGUCUCCGCUGGAAAAGUUUUCAGUCUUCACCGAGAGCGAAAUCAUCCAGCGAAGACUGUAUAUCUCCAGUGAAAUGAUGACGGUUCUGCAAGCGUGUUUCCAUGAAGACGUCGUCCAACACCUCUUGCCCUUGAUUGGAAGGCUGGCCAACGACCCUGAUUCUGCUGUUCGUCAAAAUGUCGCACAAAGGCUCAGCCAGCUUGGGCAAUACUUUAUCAACCGGAUCUCCGAGUUCCCCUCCGAGCUCGACGACGUCCUCCAUAUCUUCCGGAUCUUCAUAGCACCCAUUUUCGUCUUGCACCUGAUCGACAGCGAGGUUCUCGUUGCCACAGCCGCGCACGAGAGCUUUAUCGCACUCAUCAAGCUCAUAUACGACUACAAGUCCGAGAACGAACGUGUGUUCAAGGCCCUGUCGUUCAUGAAAGACUCGACCGAGACCCUGCCCGUGUCUCCUCCGAAACCACAGGCCGAGUGGCAGCGGCGGUUGGUGCCGCUUCUACUCGAGUCGGUGGUUGUGCAGCUUGUCCAGUACGACUCGAUAGAGCCCAACGGCGAUAUGGACUACGGCAAAAAGGACGAAGAAUCAAAGUGCGCCUCGUUGGAGCUUAUGAAGGACCUCUGUGCCACUCUGAGUGCCGAAAUCUCCAAGAUCACAUUCCUGCCUUGGCUGGAUGUGCUGUAUACGUCUCCGCACUUCAAUGUGCGCAAGCAAUGCGCCACCUUGAUAGGAUCGCUGUCGCCUAUUGUUGAUGAUUCCGAGCUUGAUCAUCUUUUUGGCAUCUUUGACUCGCUUGUCCAGGAUGGCGUUUGGAAUGUGCGCAAGGCUUGUGCAGAGGCACUUCCCGAGCUGGCUAGUCGCCUGUCUGGGGCAGAUCGGUGUCAGAAGCUCCUUCCGAUCUUCAUUCGCUUGACUGAAGAUGUCUCGCGAUGGGUCGUGGCGGCAGCAUACGAUGGGAUCGGCAAGUUUAUCUUCUCAUUCAAGGAUGAUGGCGUGCCAGACGAGCUCAUGGGCCUCUAUCUGAGCAUGACUUCGAUCAGCCAGAAUCUGGCCAAAGCCAAGGAAGUCGACCGCAGCUUCAAAUGUGCCUUUGCCUUCCCGGCGGUGCUCAUUGCCAUCGGCGGCGGCGACAAGUGGGACGAUGUCAAGGACGCUUUCAUGAUCCUUACCUUUGACCCUUCGCCGCAAGUGCGCCGUACCCUGGCUCACUCCCUCCACGAAGUUGCCCGCAUCAUCGGCUCCGAACGGACGAUGAAGGACUUGGUCGGCGUCUUUGACCGCUUCAUUUCAGACAUUGACGAAGUCAAGCUUGGCGUCCUUGGUCACAUCACGGACUUCCUCAGCUGCCUCAACGAAGAUGUGCGCGAGCCAUAUCUGUUUACCCUGGACCGGCUACGCGAGGGCGUCGAGGGAUGGCGAUUGAACUGGAGGACUCGCAAAGCCAUUGCAUCUCAAUUCGGAAGCAUUGCCAAGCUGUACACGCCCUUCAGCAUAGCGCAGUAUAUCGUUCCGAUGGCCUUCAAGCUCGCCAUGGACGACGUUGCGGAUGUGCGAGAAGCAUCGGUGUUGAAUCUGGCCCAAGUUCUGAUUCAUAUCAAGUCCCUAAAUGCCGAGCCGUGGCUCGGCAACAUUGUCAGCGGGGUCUCUGAGUUUGCCAGCAAGCCCAACUACCAGCUCCGCAUUUUCUUUGUCCAGUGUUGCGAGGUCCUGGUGACAGAUCCGCUGGGCGCCGAAUUGUUUGACGCGCAUUUUAUGAAGCUAUUCAUCCAGCUCGGCAGCGAUCCCGUCCCCAACGUCCGUAUCAAUAUCGCGCGAGCUCUGAGCCGGACCAUAGUCAAGAUCGACCGAUACAAGAGUCUCUGGCAGGCCAAUUCGGAGCCAACUCCGUUGCACGAGCUGACCAUCCGUCUCCGAACCGAUACCGACCCCGAUGUGUCGGCCCUGAUUGCCUCGGCGGCACCGAUUCGAGCCAAGCGACGCAGCAAAGCCAACCACGUCGGCUCCAAGUCCGGGAAUGAUGGCGACGGCAGCGACGAGGAGCGGCCCCGCACCAUGUUUUGUCUCGACGACGUCGAAUCCAUUGCUGUCCUCGACAAGCCAAGCCCGAGCCCCAAACGCGAGCCCGUGCGGUCGCCCUUGAGCCCAAACGGCAAGUCGCCCGUGCGGCUGGAGAUUCCGCCGCUUGCGUUGGAGCAGCCGUCCGCCUCUGUUCCCGAGCAUGCCAUUAUCAAGGCCGAGGAGUCGCUGCAAGUCAAGAUUGAGCGGGACCAGCCCAAAUCGCCCAUGAUCAAGGUGCAGAUGGAUGGAGUCGUUGUCGUUCGCAAAGGCGAUGUAUCGCCCAUAAGCCCCGUCUCGGCCGGCGCAUUGCCGAUGCCCGACCUCGACAUUUCGAAAUGAGCGCAUCGCUGUCCCCGCCCCUGAGGCACGAUGCAGUGCAAACUCAACGCGGCACCUGGGCUGCCCUUUUAUAUAAUGCGCCGGCUGCAUGUGGUCCUGAAAAACGCCCGCGUCGACGUCACCGGUUCCUGAUAGAGGCUCCGCUUGUGUCCAAUGUGCUGCCAAGCUGCAUUUUCCUCUGCCACGCUUCCACGCUGGCGGUGCUGGUUGACGGCGUGAUUCAUGACCAUCGGCGAAUGCAUUGAGAUCCGCUGCUCUCGACGAUGUAACUUUCUCGAACAGCUUGCAAAAACGAGACAAGCCAGCGUCGGCCCCAUCCACAGUUCCGCUUCCUGAAUAGAAAUAGUCCCCCUCCCGCCAU
Messenger RNA from Polychytrium aggregatum, 3080 nucleotides. RefSeq names its product armadillo-type protein. Lineage: Eukaryota; Fungi; Chytridiomycota; Chytridiomycetes; Polychytriales. The record is from RefSeq and is a predicted model, not a curated record. Gene Ontology annotation, biological process: protein dephosphorylation. Bases 137 to 2719 code for a protein of 860 amino acids. Gene Ontology annotation, molecular function: protein binding; protein phosphatase regulator activity. The transcript is spliced from 15 exons.